AUGUCGACCAACCAACGGGUCGAAGCCGGAUUUCCUUGUCCAUCCACACAGCCCAUUUCAGUUGACUAUAUCGAAAAUCGACAUGAUGGAUUCCGCGAUGAGCGCGGAGAACUACCAGUCACUUUUGACACGAGCCGUCAAAGGUUUGUAGACCGCCCGGUCGCGUUGAAUGGAGCACCUUCAACUAGCGACGAGGAAUUGCGAAAGAGCAAACUGAGAGUAGUUGCGACCACAACAAGCUUCUCUAACGCCCUUUUGGCCUUGAAGGAGGAGAUGUCCAAGGAUGAGAAGAUAGCAAGCUUUGAUCUCGACUCUUGCCAUGAUUGGCAAGAGAUCACUGAUCUCCUCCAGGACGUGGUGAAACAAUACAACAAAAAAGAGACGACAUGGGACCUCAUUCGCAGUAAAUUUCACACUGUUGGAGACAAGGCAGAGUCUAUCCAGGCUUUCAUCGGCCUUUUACCAGACGGGCAGUACAAAACUCUGUGCGGAGGACUGACACUGAUCUUGACUGUUCGUAAUGCCAUGUACGCUAUGACAGGUCACUCUCAAGUCCGCCAGAAGAUGGCAGAUCUGCUACAAGAGGUCCCAGAUAUCGUGAACAAGUGCGAGCAGUACCAGACGCUCUAUCCGGGGUUUAAUACCAUACAGCUGUGUGUGAACGGUAUUUACACCAGUCUUCUCAUAGCACUGGUAAACAUCAUUGACUGGUAUAAGCAGUCUUCCUGGAAACAUGCCAAAGACAGUCUAUCGAAGAACAAGAACUACGCAAAAGGGAUCGAUAAGUGUGUCGACAGCAUCCGACAGUCCAAGAGCCUCUUCCUAGAAGAAACCCGGUUAUACCUAGCUUGGUGUCAGAAAGCCACACUUUUAACAGCAAUGGAGAUCGAUUCUCGGACCCAUGAAAUGCACGAAGACAUACACCGCGUCGACGAACACGUCGAAAAAGUCAGUGGACAAGUCAGCGAUGGCUUCAACGCCCUCAAGGAUCAUCUCGAUGACGUGAUCAAGAAUGCUCAGUGGAACAACGAGUUGAAAAAACUCACUGAAGAAUUGAAACAGCAACGACUGAGCGCAGCAAGCGACAAGCGAAGGAUAAGCGAGCUUGAAGAUCGAGUCGUAAAGACGGCAGUCACUCCAGAGCAUCUUAUGAAGGAGCUGGAGCUGAAUUACUCCGAGCAUACACAUGUAGCAGAGCUCUCCACGGUGCUCAAGGACGGGCUGAACAGUCGGACAAGAUAUCAGAACCGCGCAGGCUGGGUGGGGAACACAACCGAGUUCCAGAAUUGGCUAGGCGGCAGAGGCAAGUCUCAGAUACUGUGUAUCCAGGGACACGGCGAGCUCGAGAACACUUCUCCGCUGAGUUUCCUGAUAGCGCUUCUUUACGAGAAACUGGAAAGCACGCCGCGCACACUUGUCCUUCCAUUCUUUUGUGGGCUCAGCAGUGUACGCUCUGGGCCAGCACUCAUGCUACGAGCCUUCUUCAUACAACUGCUCGCUUCAUGCGACGCGCACGGAUCUAAAGACGAGGACGGACUCCCUCUACUUUCUUUUCUGAGCCACGAUGAUGUCGCGAACAUGGAAAACCUGUGUUUCAAAACAUACACAAUAGCGGUGGUGCGACUGUUACGCGAGCUGCGGAAGGAGUAUAAAGCGAUCUUCAUCCUCAUUGACGCUGUCGACUUCUACGAUGAGAAGUGGGGGGACGAGAUGGAUGAUUUCAUGAAGAAUAUGAGAAAGCUCGUGAGAUCAUUCAACAAGGCAGCAGACGGAACGUCGGGUGGAGUUCUAAGGGUUCUUGCAACGGCGUCGGCAUGGUCGGAGCUGUUUUCGUCUCCGAAGAAGCCGAUGGUCCUGCUUGAUGUGCCCGAGCAUCUAGAUGGUUCAACGGACGGAUUUGAGAGGAUUGACUAG
Molecule: messenger RNA, 1914 nt
Organism: Alternaria conjuncta
Lineage: Eukaryota; Fungi; Ascomycota; Dothideomycetes; Pleosporales; Pleosporaceae
Exons: 5
Coding region: 1-1914 (637 amino acids)
Source: RefSeq, a predicted model, not a curated record